ACUACAAAGUCUAUUGACUCAGCUCGACUAGAAGGAAAAGGACAACCGAAAUUCACCACAGGUCGAUGGAACCCACAUCAUAGCGGUUCACAAAUCGCCACAGCUAAUGACAUGACAAUCCGCGGGUGGGAUGUCAGAACUAUGAGGUCAGUGAUUUCUGGAAAUUUAACGCUUGCUUUCCUGGUUUUGUUUGUCUGUAAUUGUUGUUGUUUGUUUUAAAUUGUUUUCUGUUUUCGUUUGUUUUGUUUCUUGUUUAUUUUGCCAUGCAAAAGGGUUAAAAGCUGUGGAUUAGAGUACUUAACUAAAGAGACAAAUUAAUAGCCUAAAAAAGGAGUUAAACAGCUUGAAUUUCUUGAUUAAAAUGCACCCAGGAGCACACUCUUAGUUUACUCCGUAGUAUGCCACACCCGAGAAGAGAAAGAAAUGGAUAUACAUUUCGGCGUGGGAGGGGUGGGAGGGGGGCGAAAAACGCGAACUUCCCCUCUCCCUUUAUCCCUGUACGUUCUUUUAGCAGCGCUUUUUGAUCUAAGAAUCAAUCCCACCAUUUGAUUUUAGCGCUAUCGAACGCUUUCGCCCUCACUCGUUAUUAAUCCGCUCUGACCCUUUCACCGUAUGCUCGCACAGAAACGCUUCUUGUGUAGUCUAGACCGAAUAUAAGAGAUAAAGGCCAAGGGUUCUUUUAAAAAGAACAAUAAUAAUUGUUAUACUACUGCCUCAGAUCUGUAUACACCAUUGAGAAUGCACACAAUCAGCUGGUGCGGGAUUUAGACUUUAACCCAAACAAGCAGUACAUACUGGUCAGCUGUGGUGAUGACUGUAAAGUACGUUUCUGGGACACAAGAAACUCUACCUCUCCCCUGAUGGUACUACAAGAUCACUCACACUGGUAAACCAGCUUUUCUCUUUAGCUAGUCAAACUAAUUCGUCAAGUAUAGGGCUGUCAGUGGUCGUUUGCUGCUGAAAAUGCUGAUGUUUCGGUAUCAGAUGAUUCAGAUUAUUGUAUCACACAAUAUUUUACGGAUCCUCUAAAGGCCCAUAAACACAGCUCAAUAGGCCCUUUGCAGUUAGGGUCACGUGAUCAAAUCUUUCCUUAAAAAAUCUAUAUUAUGGGCUAUAACUUAAAGAAUGCCAGAGAUUGAAAGAGCAUAUCAAAAACACCAAAAUGGCCAAGGUUGGGCCCCUGGAAUUACAGAGUACUGUUUAUACAACAGUUUGAACUUUCGGAAAAUUAAGAGGAUUUGUAUGGAAAAUGUUGCUGGAGAGCAAGGCCUUGCUCUCCAAAAUUUUUUUCCACACGAAUCUUCUUAUUUUUAAAAAAAUUUAGACUGUCAUAAAAUCUCUUUCUUGAAUGAUGGGGACCUCAAACUUGGCUAUUUAGAUAUUUUCGACAUGCUUUUUCCAUUUCUGAAAUUUGCUAAGUUAUGGCCCAUAAUUUUAUGAAAGGUAGGUGUCAUGAUGGCUUAGCUGCAAAGAGCCUAUAAUUGCUGCGUGCGACACUGUAUUCAAAUACGUACCGCAAAUUAUCUAACCAAACGCCCUCUCUCAAAUAAAGCCUCUUGCCUAAUAAACGCCCUCCCUACACUUAUAAGUUUGUACACGUACACACCUCCUGUUUAAUAGAAUUUCCUCAUGACAUAAUUAUUGCUCAAAAGAAAAUUCAAUUUAUUCUGCUUCUUGCUUGAUUAAUUAGAGGUUGCGCAUUACAAAGUAAGAAUUCUGACAUCCAAGUUGAGCUUUAAAAAGCCAUAUGGAUCUCUCAAACGCCCUAGACUUAUCAAUGGAUGGACUGGAUUGUCUUCUGUUUAUAAACUGUGGUGAUACAUUCACCGAAAGCAUAUUAGUUUUGUGGAGUUUGUUGCAGUUUUGGGAAUAAACGUCUCGUAUGGUAUCUUACGCCUCCCAUCUAUUAAACGCACCGGGCGUCAGUUAGAUCAUUUACGGUAUGCAGUAGUAAAAUUUUGCUCUUCUACCACAAUAUUGCAUGCAGUAGACUUUCUUUUGUACAACUAAACAUUUCGCAUCAUUUUCAUUUCAGGGUGUGGAGUGUGCGGUAUAAUCAUUUCCAUGAUCAGCUGGUUUUGACGUCGAGUAGCGACAGUCGAGUGAUUCUCAAUAACAUCGUGUCUCUGUCUUCAGAACCUUUUGGUCAUCUGGAUGAUGAAGAUGAAGAAGACGGUGCACAAGACAAAGGGUCAGUUUAAAAAUCCCGCUAUCAUGGGUAGUAGAUUUAGGGACAGUUUACAUGGAGGUGGGGUACUCCAGGUUAGGUAGGUAAGGUAACCCGACCUGUCCAUAAAAUCUCUCAUUUUAAUAUGAUCACGUUUACAUCAUAGGUGGGGUCACGCGCCGCGUGUUACCUCACCCUCACCUAUCUGAGGACCCCACCUCCAUGUAAACAGGCCCUUAGAAAUAAUCCUCGGGUGUCGGAAUCCAUUCGUCGGUGGUCCGGUAUAAACCAAAGAAGAGGUAAUCCAUUAAAAACGUUUGACCUCAUGCUCCCUAAUUUUGUUUGCAUUGUGCAUGGAUCGCUGGAACGAUGCUGACCAUGUAUUUUCAAAAAUGAGAGGGGAAAAGGCCAUUUGAAGAAUGGCAUCUUUUCACUACUAAGACCAGAAUUCAUUUCGUUUUCUGUUCUUUCAUAUUUGAAUGUGGUAAUCCCAAUGAGGAUAAAAUAACAAAAGCCCUAAUUUGCACAAAAAAGGCAAACCCCUGAAGGAUUCUUACUGGUAGUAGUAGUAAUAUGACGUCAUCUUGCAAAUAGCCUGUUGUUCACGUUAUGGUUUUCCUGUAAACCGCGCCAGAAGAAAAUAAUGGAAACAAGACUCAAUUAAGCGUUUAUCUGUAUUUUCCCCUUCAGGUCCCGCGAACCCACAAAAGACGGAGUCAUAGCAACGUUUGAUGAACACGAGGACAGCGUGUAUGCAGUGGAAUGGUCUACCGCUGACCCCUGGGUGUUCGCCUCGCUGUCAUAUGAUGGUCGACUGGUUAUAAAUAGGGUGCCCAGAGCGGAGAAGUAUAAGAUACUUCUUUAG
Porites evermanni is the source of this 3032-nucleotide messenger RNA. Lineage: Eukaryota; Metazoa; Cnidaria; Anthozoa; Scleractinia; Poritidae. The record is from the annotation of a GenBank genome assembly.